AUGAAUGAGAAGGAAGAACGAGCCAUAAGAAAGCUCGAAGAUGAUGCUCAAACGUCAUUCGGGUACCUCGUUUCCGAUGAGAAGUCAAGCACUACAAGAGCACCCGAGGCUAUGGAUGUCAAGGCUGCCAAUGCUGUCGAUGUGACAAAGAAUACGCCGAAAUGGGUUCAUUUCAUUGCUGGUGGUAUUGGUGGCAUGGUAGGCGCAAUUGCUACGUGCCCUCUCGACGUGGUGAAAACUAGACUUCAAUCGGAUGUGUUUAACCAGACGUAUAAUAAGGCUCCAAAAUCAAGCAAUCCUUUGAUCAAAGGUGUUCAGCAUUUUGCGGAAACAUGUGGUGUCAUUGGUCAGAUUUAUAGAAACGAAGGACCCCGGGCUCUUUUCAGGGGUUUGGGGCCUAAUUUGGUGGGUGUGAUCCCAGCAAGAUCAAUCAACUUCUUCACAUACGGCGCAACAAAGGAUAUUGUCUCUAAGCGAUUUAAUAAUGGCGAGGAAGCCACAUGGAUUCAUCUUGUUUCUGGUAUCAAUGCCGGGUUCGUCACUUCAACGGCAACAAAUCCGAUUUGGAUGAUCAAGACAAGACUACAACUUGACAAGACGAAAGGGAAGCAUUAUAAGAACUCAUGGGACUGUCUUCGCUAUAUAUUGAAGACUGAGGGCUUCCGCAGCUUGUACAAGGGAUUGAGUGCAUCCUAUUUAGGUGGCAUUGAGUCCACCAUUCAGUGGGUCUUGUACGAACAAAUGAAACUGUUUUUAAACAGAAAGUCCUUAGAGAGGCAUGGAAUCAACCAGUCGGGUAAAACCACAAGUGAUCACAUUUACGAAUGGUGUGCUCGUUCCGGAGCUGCUGGCGCUGCCAAAUUCGUUGCAUCUCUCAUCACAUAUCCACACGAGGUGGUGAGGACCAGAUUGAGACAGGCUCCUCUAGAGUCUACCGGUAAGCCAAAGUAUACUGGACUUAUACAAUGCUUCCGUUUAGUGAUAAAAGAGGAAGGCUUUGUGAGUAUGUAUGGAGGCUUGACCCCACACUUGCUUAGAACGGUUCCUAAUUCGAUUAUUAUGUUUGGUACCUGGGAAUUAGUGGUUCGUCUCUUAUCCAAAGCUUAA
Candidozyma auris is the source of this 1107-nucleotide messenger RNA. RefSeq names its product Rim2p (gene RIM2). Gene Ontology annotation, cellular component: mitochondrion. Gene Ontology annotation, biological process: pyrimidine nucleotide import into mitochondrion. Gene Ontology annotation, molecular function: pyrimidine nucleotide transmembrane transporter activity. The transcript has a single exon. Bases 1 to 1107 code for a protein of 368 amino acids. Lineage: Eukaryota; Fungi; Ascomycota; Pichiomycetes; Serinales; Metschnikowiaceae. The record is from RefSeq and is a predicted model, not a curated record.